AUGUCAACCUCGUCCACCGACCUGACCUCAAUCGAGUCCAUCCCAACGCCGGAUCACUGCACGGCGGAUUUUUGUUUGAUUCCUAUGGGAACCGGCUCGCCCUCCGUCUCCGCCCAGAUCGCCGACGUCCAGCGUUUGGUCGAAAAAUCGGGACUGAAAUAUGUGAUGCACUCUGCGGGGACGACAUUAGAAGGACCAUGGGACAAAGUCCACCAGGUCAUCGGACAGGCUCAUACCAUCCUGCACCGGCAAGGGGUUGUGAGAAUUCAGACAGACAUCCGGAUGGGGUCGAGAACCGACAAGCACCAGUCAUUUGAAGAUAAAGUCGCUGCGGUGAAUAAGUUGUUGGGAAAGGAGUAG
This is a messenger RNA of Rasamsonia emersonii CBS 393.64, 360 nucleotides long. Its product is annotated as Cell wall biogenesis protein Ecm15. Gene Ontology annotation, cellular component: cytosol. The transcript is spliced from 4 exons. The record is from RefSeq and is a predicted model, not a curated record. NCBI's taxonomy places the organism in Eukaryota, Fungi, Ascomycota, Eurotiomycetes, Eurotiales, Trichocomaceae. Bases 1 to 360 code for a protein of 119 amino acids.